UUAAGCGGAGUUGUUUGGGCUGUGCGGGGAGAGAGGAGUCGCUGAAGACGGUUACAGCACACGGAAUCACUACCUGCUGUCCAUCCCCAGUGUCGAGGCCCGGUUUGGUUCAGCUCUGCAUUAAUAAAACUCAGAGAGAUAACUACUCCCACACACACAGCAACGUCUUCGUUAGCACAGCCGGCCAAAAAUACAGGAACCAUGCCCGAAAGGAGGCCCUUCGUACGGUUACCAACUGACGUUUACCCCGUCAACUACGGCUUAUGCCUGAAGCCCGACCUGAUCGACUUCACUUUCGAGGGCAAGCUGGAGGCGGUGGUGGAGGUUACACAAGCCACAACUCAGAUUGUGAUGAACUGUGCUGACAUCGACAUCAUCACGGCUUCCUUUGCACCAGAGGGAGGAGAAGAAAUUAACGCUACAGGAUUCAACUAUCAAAAUGAGGAUGAAAAAGUCACCCUGUCAUUUCCUAGCGCUCUACAGAAAGGCUCUGGCACGUUGAAGAUCGACUUUGUUGGGGAGCUGAACGACAAAAUGAAAGGAUUCUAUAGAAGUAAAUAUACAACCGCUGCUGGAGACAUCCGCUACGCUGCUGUCACACAGUUUGAGGCCACGGACGCUCGCAGAGCUUUCCCCUGUUGGGAUGAGCCAGCUAUCAAAGCCACCUUUGACAUCGCUCUGAUAGUUCCCAAGGACCGAGUAGCCUUGUCAAAUAUGAAUGUCAUUGAUCGAAAGCCAUAUCCGGAGGAUGAAAACCUUGUGGAAGUGAAGUUCGCCACCACACCCAUCAUGUCCACAUACCUCGUAGCUUUUGUCAUCGGUGAAUAUGACUAUGUGGAGAGCCAAUCAUCAGAUGGUGUAACGGUACGCGUCUACACACCCGUGGGGAAGGCGGAACAAGGGAAAUUUGCACUGGAGGUUGCAACUAAGACCUUACCUUUCUACAAAGACUACUUCAGUGUUCCUUAUCCUUUGCCUAAAAUUGAUCUCAUAGCUAUUGCUGAUUUUGCUGCUGGUGCCAUGGAGAACUGGGGCCUUGUUACCUACAGGGAGACGGCGCUGCUCAUCGACCCGAAGAACUCCUGCUCGUCCUCCAGGCAGUGGGUGGCGCUGGUGGUCGGACACGAGCUCGCGCACCAGUGGUUUGGGAACUUGGUCACCAUGGAAUGGUGGACCCACCUGUGGCUUAAUGAAGGAUUUGCUUCCUGGAUUGAGUAUCUGUGUGUGGACCACUGCUUCCCAGAGUACGACAUCUGGACUCAGUUCGUCUCGGCCGACUACACUCGAGCUCUGGACCUGGACGCACUGGACAGCAGCCACCCCAUAGAGGUGAACGUGGGUCAUCCAUCGGAGGUAGAUGAAAUCUUUGACGCCAUCUCCUACAGCAAAGGAGCCUCUGUGAUCCGCAUGUUGCACAACUACAUAGGAGACGAGGACUUUAGGAAAGGAAUGAACGCCUAUCUUUUGAAGUUCCAACAUAAAAACGCAUCGACAGAGGACCUAUGGGACUGUCUGGAACAGGCCAGUGGGAAACCCAUCGCUGCAGUGAUGGGCUCGUGGACCAAGCAGAUGGGCUUCCCAAUUAUUGUAGUGGACCAGGAACAGCAAGGUGACGACCGCAUCCUCAAGUUAUCUCAGAAGAAGUUCUGCGCCAGUGGACCUCAUAACGGUGAGGACUGCCCCAGCUGGAUGGUCCCCAUUAGUGUUUGUACCAGCGAGGACCCUAAAUGCACCAAGCUCAACGUUCUGCUGGACAGACCCGAGACGACUAUCACUCUGAGCGGCGUCGCUUCUGACCAGUGGAUCAAGAUCAACCCCGGCACCGUGGGCUUCUAUCGCAUCCAGUACAGCUCGUCCAUGCUGGAGAGUCUGCUGCCGGGCGUCAGAGACCUCAGCCUGCAGCCUGUGGACCGACUGGGCCUGCAGAACGACCUCUUCUCCCUGUCCCGCGCCGGGAUGAUCAGCACGGUGGAGGUGCUGAAGCUGAUGGAGGCGUUCGUCAACGAGCCAAACUACACGGUGUGGAGCGACCUCAGCUGCAACCUGGGCGUGCUGUCCUCGCUGCUGUCCCACACCGACUUCCACGAGGAGAUCCAGGAGUUCAUCCGGGACCUCUUCACCCCCAUCGGCCUCGAGCUCGGCUGGGACAGCAAACCAGGAGAAGGUCACCUGGACGCCCUGUUGAGAGGUCUGGUUCUGGGGAAGCUCGGAAAGGCGGGACACAAACCCACACUGGAAGAGGCCAGACGGAGAUUCAAGGACCACGUGGAGGGCAAACAGGUCCUGCCUGCAGACCUCAGGAGCCCGGUGUAUUUAACAGUGCUGAAGCAUGGAGACAGUGCCACAUUGGACACGAUGCUGAAGCUCCACAAACAAGCCGACAUGCAGGAGGAGAAGAAUCGUAUCGAGCGAGUGCUCGGCGCCAUCUCAGCCCCCGACCUCAUUCAGAAAGUCCUCAACUUCGCCCUCUCGGAAGAGGUUCGUCCCCAGGACACGGUGUCAGUAAUCGGGGGCGUGGCAGGAAGCAGUAAACAAGGCCGGAAAGCUGCCUGGAAGUUUGUGAAGGACAACUGGGAGGAACUUUACAACCGCUACCAGGGCGGCUUCCUCAUAUCACGGCUCAUCAAGCUCACAGUCGACGGAUUCGCUAUCGACAAAAUGGCUGCUGAAGUGAAGAGUUUCUUCGAGAGUCACCCGGCGCCGGCGGCCGAGCGUACGGUGCAGCAGUGCUGCGAGAACAUCCUCCUCAACGCCGCCUGGCUGAAGCGCGACGCAGACGACAUCCACCAGUAUCUACUGCAGCGCAAAGCGCCCCCAGUCUGAGCCGCCGCCCCCGUCUGAGCCGCCUCCUCCAGUCCCCUUCCCCCCUCCCUCCAGUGCGGACCUCCCAGCAUCAUAGCUGCCUCGGCCCCCCCUCACUACAGACCAGAGCGGGAGACCAGAGCGUACUUACAGCAGGCUUCAUUUCUCUAAAGAAACUGUAUGAAAUCAAGAAGACAAAGCCAAGAAUUUAACAAAGUGUUGGAAACACAAAGAGACUCUUUCUACGUUAACAAAGCAGAAUCCAUUUUAGUCAGACCAGGAAUGUAGUUUUACCCCCAUUCUGUCCACGAGCAGACGACACGUCAACAAGUCACGUUAUUGAACCGCUGCUCGGCGACGGCGCAGACACACCUCCACCUUUGAAAUGAUCGCUAACCCUGCUAACUGUACUCUGCAUCACCUGCCCCCGUAUGCACACCCUCCUCCACCUCUGUGUCGUAGCUGAGAAAACUGUGAAUCCCCCUUUUCCUCCCCCGUCCCCCUCCCCCCUUGUUUAUUUCCUCCUGCUGCCACUCGUUUUGAAUGCAUGAAGUGUGAUUUUCUGCAUUUGCUGCUUUGUUUACUUCUGUUUGUUUUCUGCACAAACAAAUUAUUUGUUGUUUUGUUUCAUUCCCCUCCCCCUCUCUGUUGGUAUUCGCACCCUCUCCCGCCUCCUUCUCUUUUCGGGCGUAGAAGCAGAAGGCACCUGGGCAGAAUGGGGUUAAUAACAGUAGUGUGUGUUGUAGUUUCCAACAGCACUGAUUCUCCAUUGCUAAUAAACGAUUAGGACGAGGCGAGCAGCGCUAGCAUGGUACUACAUUGUAAACUGUAUAAUGCAAGCAUUUUUUUUCUUUUUGUUUUGUUUCGUUUUGUUUUUGUUUUUUUGCGGACGAUGUUCCUUUAAAAGAAUUAAAUGGGAAAGUUCAUGAUUACCUGUUUCCACUCCACGCCCCCAAAACUCCUCGAGCUCUGUCCAAUCAGAGUUUGGAUAGUUUGAAUCACCUACAAACAUAUUUAAACCCCUCCCCCCGUUUCUUUAUCUGCCACCCUCAAUGAAAUGAAGAUAUUGGCGUGUUUUUAUAAGACAUCAGAUGCAGUGAUUUAUUUAAAUGUUGAGAUAAUCAUAUAUUCUGAGGAAAAGAAAAAAAAAAAAAAACACUACUUUUCGGGGCCUUUUCAUGCUGAAGUAACAUCAGGAAACGCCUCCUCGAACGGUUGAGCGGGAGUCCGGCUGAGGCCCGGUCGAGGCCCGGUCCAGACUUUGUGGAUGUGACGGAUCGACUUUGACUCCACUUGUCGAACUUGGAAGCCUUAAAUUGGUCGACUAGUUUGCCGUAAAUACUAAAACACUGAAGUGGUGAAAAUAGGCGACUUCCACAUAACGUCAAAUGUAUCUAAUGUGACAGAUUAUGCAGACUUGUUGAACGAGUAUAUCUAUAUAGAAUUUACAAUUUGAUGUGGUUUUUUUUUGAAAAACUCACCCACCAAGUCAUCCAACCUGUUGUCGAGACCCCCCCCCCCCCCCCCCCCCCCCCCCCCGGAACAUUUGUUGUUGUUUUUUUUGUUUUGUUUUGUUUCUUUUUUUCUUUUUAUUUCUUUCUUUUCUUUUCUUUUUUUUUGUUUAAAACUACAGUUGGUGUUCAUUAAAGUGAAAAAGGAUUAUAAAAACAAAUCAUGUGAAAUUAGUACACAUUGAUUCUUUUAUGCGUGAGGUGUGAGUGUGCAUGCCUGGAGACAGAUUGGUAAUUUAUUUUGUAUUAUCUCACAGGUUCACAGAGGAGGAGAUGAUCACUGUUGGAUUACAGAUGGUUAAAGCAGAGUAACGUGUACAGAUAAUUCUACCUAACCAGAAUAAAAAUUGGUUACAGAUCAACAUAGACGAAAACAGAGAGAAAAUUCAAAUGUCGACACGUUUUGGUUUCAUGAAGAGUCUGUAGCAAAUGUUCAGGCAGCGUUUGGCUUUUGUCGUCCGUGCAGAUGUUUUCGUGUUGUUUUUUUUGUUUUGUUUUUUUCUAAUGAAUCUGACUUUUAGUUCAACAUGUGGAAUGUCUUUGUGGUUCUGACUUAAAGAAGAGGACAGCUUUAAAUUUAGUGAUGCCAAGGCAAACGUAAAUAAUAUCCAGUCCAAUAAAGUAACACUUGAUGAUA
This is a messenger RNA of Seriola aureovittata, 4950 nucleotides long. It is a transcript of the gene npepps, whose product is annotated as aminopeptidase puromycin sensitive. The transcript is spliced from 23 exons. Gene Ontology annotation, cellular component: cytoplasm. Gene Ontology annotation, biological process: proteolysis; peptide catabolic process. Gene Ontology annotation, molecular function: peptide binding; metalloaminopeptidase activity; zinc ion binding. NCBI's taxonomy places the organism in Eukaryota, Metazoa, Chordata, Actinopteri, Carangiformes, Carangidae. The record is from RefSeq and is a predicted model, not a curated record. The coding region runs from base 202 to 2823 and encodes 873 amino acids.